AUGUCCAAGCCUUCGGAUCACAUCAAGCGCCCCAUGAACGCCUUCAUGGUUUGGUCCCGGGGGCAGCGUCGGAAGAUGGCCCAGGAGAACCCUAAAAUGCACAAUUCGGAGAUUAGUAAGCGCCUCGGGGCCGAGUGGAAGCUGCUGUCCGAGGCCGAGAAACGCCCGUACAUAGACGAAGCCAAGAGGCUGCGCGCCCAGCACAUGAAGGAGCACCCCGACUACAAGUACCGGCCCCGCCGCAAGCCUAAGAACUUGCUCAAGAAGGACAGGUAUGUCUUCCCUUUGCCUUACCUCGGGGAUACCGACCCCCUCAAGGCGGCAGGGCUCCCCGUGGCAGCCACAGACUCUCUGCUCGGCUCCCCGGAGAAGGCGAGGGCCUUCCUGCCCCCCACCUCCGCACCUUACUCUUUACUUGACCCCAGCCAGUUCAGCUCCAGCGCCAUCCAGAAGAUGACCGAGGUGCCCCACACCUUAGCUACCAGCACUCUGCCCUACGCCUCAACCUUGGGAUACCAGAAUGGGGCUUUUGGCACCUUGAGUUGCCCGAGCCAGCACACCCACACUCACCCGUCGCCAACCAACCCAGGCUACGUGGUGCCUUGUAACUGUUCGGCUUGGUCUGCGUCCAGUUUGCAGCCUCCUGUUGCCUACAUAUUAUUCCCGGGCAUGACCAAGACUGGAAUAGACCCCUAUUCUUCAGCGCACGCUACAGCCAUGUAACACACAAACCAAACUCCCACUGGCAGUCCCACACAUUGCAGGCGACUGGAAUCUGUAUGGAGCCAGCGAGACUGGCCAAAGGAAGAAAUCGGAAGCCGAUCGUUGUGCAUGUACCAUACCGAACUCCAGAAACAAACAAUCCGCCUAACCGAAAAGCCACUUGAGCGUGGAAAGAUGCCCUGGGGAAUCUCUUCCACCUGGGCAAAG
Molecule: messenger RNA, 930 nt
Organism: Pantherophis guttatus
Lineage: Eukaryota; Metazoa; Chordata; Lepidosauria; Squamata; Colubridae
Gene: SOX14
Product: SRY-box transcription factor 14
Biological process (GO): brain development; positive regulation of transcription by RNA polymerase II; neuron differentiation
Cellular component (GO): nucleus
Molecular function (GO): RNA polymerase II cis-regulatory region sequence-specific DNA binding; DNA-binding transcription activator activity, RNA polymerase II-specific
Source: RefSeq, a predicted model, not a curated record